GAAGGGCUAAGGCGGAGAGACUGAAAAAAUGCAGACCACCGCGGCACUGCUCAUUUUGCCGACUCUGAUUCGCUGCUGUACCAGGGGUCUAAUCAGACCUAUGUCUGCCUCCUUCCUGAAUAGGCCAGAGUAUUCAUCUAAACAGCCUUCCUACAACAGCUCCCCACUCCAGGUGGCCCGAAGGGAGUUCCAGAACAGUGUUCUCUCCUGGGACAUUGACACAGCAGCCAAGUUUAUUGGACCUGGGGCAGCCACAGUUGGUGUGGCUGGUUCAGGGCCUGGCAUUGGAACGGUGUUUGGCAGCUUGAUCAUUGGCUAUGCCAGGAACCCGUCUCUUAAGCAGCAGCUCUUCUCCUACACCAUUCUGGGCUUUGCCCUGUCUGAGGCCAUGAGGCUCUUCUGUUUGAUGGUUGCCUUCCUCAUCCUAUUCGCCUGGGCUCCAUGA
Nycticebus coucang (slow loris) is the source of this 445-nucleotide messenger RNA. Its product is annotated as ATP synthase F(0) complex subunit C1, mitochondrial-like. Gene Ontology annotation, biological process: proton motive force-driven ATP synthesis; proton transmembrane transport. The record is from RefSeq and is a predicted model, not a curated record. The coding region runs from base 29 to 445 and encodes 138 amino acids. NCBI's taxonomy places the organism in Eukaryota, Metazoa, Chordata, Mammalia, Primates, Lorisidae. The transcript is spliced from 2 exons. Gene Ontology annotation, molecular function: proton transmembrane transporter activity.